GCAUGGAUGGAGGGAACCGCUGGACUGCGUGCGGGCGUUAGAGCUGUGUAACGGGGACAGCCAGUGCAGCUCCAGCUACAGGAUCAUGCGCCAGUGCCUGUCAGGCGGGGCGCGGGAUCGCCAGACCAUGCUGGCUGGCAGAGAGUGCCAGGGGGCCAUAGAGGUCCUACAGGACUCGUCGCUCUACGAUUGUCGCUGUAAGAGAGCCAUGAAAAAGGAAUUACAGUGUCUGCAGAACUACUGGAGUAUACACCAGGGCCUGACAGAGAGCGGCGAGGACUUCUAUGAGAUGUCACCCUAUGAGCUCCACGAAUUCUCAGAAGAGUUUAGACACGCCUCCAUCAUCUCAGACUCUUCUCUGUCCAAGGCCAGCCCAUGUUCGGAGCCAGGGAAACCCUGUAACCCAUGUCUCGAUGCAGCCAAGGCUUGCAACCUCAAUGAAACCUGCAAGAGACAACGCUCCAAUUACAUUGCUAUCUGCAACAAGCUCUCUCAGCCCUCACUGGCCAACCAGGAGCCUUGCAGCCGCAAACGAUGUCACAAGGCGCUGCGUCAGUUCUUUGAGCGUGUGCAGUGGGAGCUGAGUUACCCCCUGUUGUUCUGCUCGUGUUCGGACCAGGCCUGUGCUGAGAGACGUAGACAGACCAUUGUACCUGCCUGCUCCCACCAGGAGAAACACAGACCCUCCUGUCUAGAGCUACGACGCGCCUGCCGCUCCGAUGCACUCUGCAGAUCAAGACUGGCUGAUUUCCAUACGAACUGUCAGAUGACGGGUCACUCCAUCACCAGCUGUCCCCAUGAUAACUACCAUGGCUGCCUCAUGGCCUACGUAGGCCUUAUUGGGUCUGAUGUGACUCCUAACUACAUGGACAGCAGUCCCAGUAACAGCACCAUCUCUCCCUGGUGCUCCUGCAGAGGGACUGGCAACCAGGAAAAUGAGUGUGACGCCUUCCUCAGAGACUUCACACACAACACCUGCCUCAAGAAUGCCAUCCAGGCGUUUGGCUAUGGUCCAGAGGGGAGUGUACUUCCUGUUAUAGAGUCUUUGGCCACGCCCUUUCCUCCCAUACAGCCACCACUCAACUCUAAGCCCGCCCCCUCGCUCCAUGCCAAUGAAAUCAAGCCUCAGGACAGCACCUGUGUCUUCUCAACCUGCGCCAACCUUAAGGAUGGAGAACAAAAGUGCAUUCCCUCCAAUGACUUUGAGUGUGAAGAGGCGUUAUUGGCACAGGGUUCUAAGGGAGAAGAGGGUAGAGCCCAGCACUCUGCAGCAGCCCCUGGAACCCUGAUUGUGAGAGAGUGUGUGAGUGUGUGCAUGUCCAUGUUGGGGCUUUUGCUCCAGGCUCUGUAGUACACAUGUACACUCCUGACUGCUGACCUCGAAACCCUGUCCUCGGGGUCAGACAGGAAGCCCAAACGCCACCCGCAGGAAGUUCUGUGACAUCACAUCCUCCACUACCAUGUCAAAACAACAAUAUCGACAGAAAAACUGAGCGAAGAUGAAAGCAGAGUCGAAGAAAGGAGAAAAGGUAUUGGAGAGGAGAAGUGAUGAGAUGAGAAGAGAGAGAGGACAGAGAAGAGACUGGCACUCAUUCUACAGAGAGACAAAGAGAGGGAGAGAGAGAAGGAGACAGACACUGGAUGGAUGAUUCUACACAUGCCCUGUCCUAUCCUCCCACCCUGAACACUGUGGACUCUCAGGUCUGCAUUACCACCCUUUGUCUUGGUGUUUCUGAGUGUAUAGACACUUUGGCUGAGAUGGUAGUUCUGAUGUCUAACUAAUAGAGUGCAGAAUGAGUUGGCGAAGUGUGCUGCCAAAAGACGCACUUCCUAAAAAUCUGAUGGGACACUGCACCUCCAGAAAUUCAUCCUCAUAUGCAUUUUAAAAUAAACUGUAAACAGGGUGCGAAUUACGGGGGAGACGGGGGGGCUCAGCUCACCUGAAUGAGACGUUAGCUCCCUUAAAUGCAACUAAAGUCAAACUUUGGGGGGUCGCUAAAUAAUGCUAAUUUAACUAUUCUCCUAUUUGUUAAAAAUGCAGUGGUAAAUAUGUUUUACAUUGGUAAAUAUGAGAAUAAAAGCUUACAAAUGAA
Molecule: messenger RNA, 2093 nt
Organism: Oncorhynchus masou masou (cherry salmon)
Lineage: Eukaryota; Metazoa; Chordata; Actinopteri; Salmoniformes; Salmonidae
Product: GDNF family receptor alpha-2-like
Exons: 9
Coding region: 86-1351 (421 amino acids)
Biological process (GO): nervous system development
Cellular component (GO): signaling receptor complex; external side of plasma membrane
Molecular function (GO): signaling receptor activity
Source: RefSeq, a predicted model, not a curated record